This is a messenger RNA of Diaporthe citri, 945 nucleotides long. RefSeq lists its product as uncharacterized. The transcript has a single exon. Lineage: Eukaryota; Fungi; Ascomycota; Sordariomycetes; Diaporthales; Diaporthaceae. Bases 1 to 945 code for a protein of 314 amino acids. The record is from RefSeq and is a predicted model, not a curated record.
AUGCCCCGUUCCCUCCCGCCUAAUAACAAGCCCCAGCAGGCGAGCAGGCAUGGAGGCGACAAUGGCCUCGCGCCGCUCGAGGGCCCGUCUGAGACACCGGGUAAAGCGAGGCGGUUCUCCUUCUUCGACUUCCCGCCCGAGAUACGCAACAUGAUCUACCACUACUCCCUGCACCGCCCCGACUGCGCAGACCUGUACCGGGGGUACUACAGGCAGGCCGCCGCGCUGCCCAGGGCCCAGCGGUGGCACCGGGCGCACCUGAGGACGCCGACCAUCCUGCUGCUCUGCAGGCGCAUCACCGCCGAGGGCAUGCCCGUCCUCCGGGCGCAGUGGUUCGUCAUCGACCGCCUGCCGCCGUGCAUGCCGCCCACGCCGGACGGGAAGGGGGGGUUCCUGCGCAUGUCCAACUUCAUCGGCCGCGAGACCCUGCAGCGGCUGCACUACAUCGACCUCCGCGUCGGCCUGGGCGAGGGACCCCUGGGCAGCGGCUGGAUAUGGAACAGGGUGCUCGACGAGCUCGUCGGCAUCUUGAGCGAGAGGAACGCGCUUGUCCACUUCCGCCUGCUCAUCCGGAGGUGCAACCAGGAGGACAGCCCCUCGGUCUGGGCCACUGAGAGGACCGAAGAGGGGCAAAUUAGGAAGGUGUGUGCGUGCCUUUUCCCUGAACUCGUCGUCGUGGGCACGUACUUUACUGACAUGUGGAGAAAGAAAAUCACUGGCUUUCAGAUGUCCAACCCGAACAUCUUCAGACCAGGCAAACUCACCGUAGAGACGUGGCGCAUCGAAGGCCAAAAAGCCACCUUUCUCGCUGGUCAUCACCAAACGAAGGCCGAGGAGGGCUCUGAGCCGCCGUGUAGGACCUAUCCAGACCGCGAGCUGUUCCCUGGGUCAAUAAUGCAAUUUGUGGACGCAUUGCCCGAGGCAGAUUGGAGUGAUGAAGAAUAA